AUGCCUUCAAGUACCGGUACAAGUCAUGAAGAACCUGCGCGCCCACCUCCGGCUGGUCCUCUCCCAGACCCACCCCCAUCCACGUCUAAUUCUACUGCCUCCUCCACCCUCCCAAAGCAGCGUACCAUCGUCCCAAAAUCCUCAACGAUAAACGCAAAGACCAACUACGUCUCUCCAUAUCGUCAGCAGACUCCCAGUAGAUCUGUAUCCACACCACUGCUCCCUAAAACCACCAGCGUUACAAAUACCAAUUCGCCAAACUUUAAAAACAUAGUCAGUAGAUUCAACGAGACAAAGGAUGAAAAGAUCCCGAAUCCAAGCAAUAGAAUUCCUGCCGUAGCGGCGGGCCCCGCUCCACCAGGAUUCCGUACAAGGAAGACUCCGCAGUGGAAGCCUGCAGGUGGCAGCGGAAAUGGAAAUGGACAGCAGCCGCAACAGCAGACAGGCCCAAGGUCGAAUUCGUCAAACUCUAACAGUAAUAGCAAUGGCGGGAGAGGCGAGACUCCUCCUGCGCCGUCGGGAAGGGUGAAGACUGAGAGGUCAAUGUCUGCCCAUGAUAUACCUGCCGGAGGAGCUGGGGGCGUGGGUGGGCUGCAACGGACAAGGGCUCGUAAGAUGUCGGAGGGUAUGCUGAAGAGUCUACCGCCGUUGGAUACGACGGUAAACGAUAGACAUCUCAGCGUGAACCGCCAUAGGCGUAGUCGCUCGGCGUUGCAGUUAUAUUCACCUUCUGCAGCGUCAAUGGCAGAUACGGAGGAGCUGGAUGAUGUGCAGGGUGGUAGCGGUGGUGGGAUUGGUACUACCACUACUGCCGCUGCAAAUUCCGCGGGAAGAUCGUUACGCCAUCGGAGGAGCAGGUCGGAUGUGGGAAGUUACGGGUCCCCGGAGGAAUUCGAAUUUACGGAUAUGAUCUACACUGCGUCCCCGCAGGAAGCUUCACCAAGGGUUGUACAGGCGGUACGAACUGGAAUUCCACUACCAAAAUCGCGGAUCGCGUCACCUACAUCUCCCGGUACGAAGCGUAAAGUGGGGAGGGAUUCUAAGGCUGAGACGCUGGCACCUAUUGCCGUGUCCUCACAUGGAUCACGACGCUCCCCACAACCUAUUAGUAGUCCCAGACUACAAGCAUAUAUAUCAGCGCCUCUUCCCGCAAAAUCACCACCCCUACGGUCAUCACGACAACGUUUACAGCAAUCAGCAGGCUCGGCAGCUGCUUCGUCAAGGCAAAAGUUCCAAAAUAAUUCGUCUCCAACAACACCAUCGUCAUAUGCGAAAGAUGUGGGAAUUCAGCGUGGCCGGGGCGCAAGGAGCUCUAGCGUCGGCGAAAACAGAGGCAGGGAUAUCAAGAAGAAGAUACCAGAGCUAGGGACUGUGGACUUUGCUGCAAGGAGAGCGCGCAUUCAGAGUGCCUUUAAUAAGACGUUGAAGGAAACUAAUGAAGGGAAGGCCAAAAUUGUUCCUGCUGUCAGAACAUCUAAACACAGUAUGCAGGGAGAGUUUGAUUGUCCAACACCAAGAAGUGCUGUUAGCCAUAGGAUCGAUGAAGAGGAUGAGGACGAGGCUGAAAAACCAUUUCAGCCACAGUUUACAAAUCAGGCUGAUAUGCAGGCAGGGGCAGAGAUAGGAGAAGAGGCCCUAGAGCUUCCCACGCCAAUUGACAUUGAUGAUGAUUCUGAUAGUCCCGAUGAGCAACCUUUAGAGGCUGUGAGCUUUGUGCAGGAGGACGAGGAGGAAAGACCUGUGUUUCGACACCAAGUUUUUGAUAGGCCAGCGUCGCAAGCGUCAUCAACCUCGACGACCAGUGAUAGUUCAGAUUCAUCGUCAUCUUUUGACGACGAUUUACCAGCACAAGAUACUAUUUCUCCGAUGUCACGGCAGAGGCCCUUCUCGUUAAUCGAGCCCAAGCGUGCAGAGCCAUCAUCCAUCCCUUUGAUUGUUACACCAGACUCACCAGGAGAGCCUCCAUUUCUUGCAGCAUCGACUUUCCUCAGACCUAAUUCGAACUGGUCGGGUUACAGCAUCGACUCCGAAUAUACUCGAGAGCCCACAAUUCCGGAAAUGCCAGCACAUCACAUGUUUGAUUCCGUUGGCGGCGGCGUUGCGGUAGAGCCCCCUACAAGCGACCAACAGGAUGCAACCACGAGCCCCACUGAAGCGUACAUCCCGAUAAUGCUCAGUAACACACUUGACGCUGCUAUGCGAGGUAAUAUUAUGGCACAAGUAGAGGUAUAUGGAAAGGCACAAACGAAACCUGGUUUAUCUCCGGUACCAGCUUCAGUGUCUUCCCCCACUGACGCGUCCAACACACCCGUUGACACCAUAGUAGGUGUUUUUGAGGACUAUGAUGAACCCAGGGAGGAUUUUUUUAAUUCUUAUGAAAACACACCGGUAGAUUACCGCCCCAGGGACAGAUAUUCAGGGGAGCUUGAGCUGGUGACUCCAGGUGGAUAUCAAGUGGACGAUGAAGGGGGUGACCAGGAGACAGAAACAGAGAUGGAUUCGGGGACAGAGACGGGGUCAAGUGGAGAAACAGAAACGGAGGCAGAGGGAACAGAGGCCGAGUAUCAGGAUACAGAGGCAGAAUAUACAGAGACCGAGGGAGGAUAUCAAGACGAAACAGAGACGGAGGGAGAAUAUUCGCAUUGUGAUGGAGAAUACGACGAACAGUAUGAUUCCACGUCUUGUUCGGAGAUGCCGGAUUCGGCCCAUCCAGGAUUAGAUGAUCAAUCAGACAAUCAAUCAGACGGGUGGACGUCUGCGUCCGCUAGCCCUGAGAUGGAAGAUCACCCGGCUAGGAGAUUAUCCAUGCAGCUAAACGAUUCGCCAACAACACCGCGUCAAUAUUUCGAAGAGAUAGAAUCCCCGCUUCCCCCAACGCCGCCGCCAAAGGAUUCCCACUUCUUACCGGCGGCUCCUGUGAAUUUGUUGCCGGCCCCUGUUCCACCUGCAAAGGAUCCGCCGCGAGCUGUCUCACCAUCACCGUCUGCAAUGAGCGCGCCCCCGGCUCAUUCUACCCACUCGGGCUAUACAAGCCAUAGAAUGCCAACCUACGGAUUUCCAUCAUACCCUUUGCAGCUACCUGAAAUACAAAGGGACACAGAACCCUUGGGUCUGGCCAUUCAAGUGAUGCCUGACGACAACUCCCCGGAACUACCUCCAGUCCCACCAAACAAAAGACCAGGUUUUGAUAGAUGGAAUACUGUUGCGAACAUGGAAAACACUACUGAAAGCGCCAGACCAAGCCUUGAGUAUCAUCACUCAUAUCAAAGCUCAAGGCAAAGCUUAGAUCAAUACUCCAACCACAGACCAAGUCUAGAUCAGUACCCAGCGGGAUCACCAUCCUCCAGCUUUCACUCUGAAAUAGAAUCAAGGCUUAGUAACAUCACGAACCAGAAUGGCAACCGACACUCAGAAACACCAGCAUCAUCCACUGCACCAACUAAUCGCGGAUCAUCUUCAAUACACUCCCAGGACCAGAUUUUACCACAAGUCCCGCCUGAGCAGAAGAUGCUUAUUAAGCGUCGGCAUCUACUAAAGGAGCUAGUUGACACAGAGAGCUCCUACUUCCGAGACAUGACAGUCGCGAUGGAGAUUUACAAAGGAUCUGCAAACGCAUGCGCCGCAAUCACUAUGGAUGAUAUCAAAGUUCUGUUUGGAAACACCGAGGCGAUUGUUGCCUUCUCAAAAUCUUUUCUGGAGUCUCUGAGGAAGGCUGUAAAGAGUGUCUAUGUAAUGCAACGAGCAAGGAGCGGCGUCACAAGUAGCGCUGCCAGCAUCUCAAAUUCCAUCGUCAGCACCGACGAUAGAAAUAGCAGUUCUAUGGACGACUUCGCCUUCGAAGAAGAAAAGGACCGAAAAACUUUCGUCGGCGAGGUCUUUAUGGACAUGUUUUACCAAAUGGAGAAAGUAUAUGGUGAAUACUGCAAAAAUCACGAUGCUGCGGUAGGACGAUUGGCAAAAUUGGAAAGCAAUAAGGGCAUUGCGAUUUGGCUAUCAGAGUGCAAAGCUUGUGCCGAGGACCUUACAAAUGCCUGGAACCUGGAAUCAUUACUCAUCAAGCCAGUACAGAGGAUACUGAAAUAUCCUCUGUUACUCACGCAGCUACUCGAAUGUACUCCCAGGAAUCACCCUGACUUCAUACAACUAGAGGUAGCAGCCAAGGAGAUGAAGUUCGUUGCUGAUCGAAUCAACGAAAUGAAAAAGCGGAAGGACAUGGUUGAGAAAAUAGUGGGACGAAAGAGACAGGAAUCAGACAUCGGACAUGGGAUCACGAAGGCCUUUGCUCGCCAAGCAGAGAAGCUGAAACAAUCCGUUGGGUUGUCCGAAGUUGUUGUCGAUGAGACAUAUAAUAAAUAUUUCGAAAAUUAUAACAUGCACUUCGUACAGGUGCAGGUUAUUAUCCGGGAUAUCGAGAUCUACAAGGACGAUAUACAAGGUCACGUGGAUAAAUUCCUCGAAUAUACACAAACAAUCAAGGAAUUUAUUGAUGUCUCCCACUCACAACAUCCAGAGGUUGAAACGAAGUGGAGGAAGUUUGACAGUGCAAUGCGAGAGCUUGCAACAUCCUAUCUCGCUGAACAUAAACACCGUGUUCAAAAACACUCCAUCGAACCUCUAACAAUGCUUCUGAAACUGCACGAAAGUCCUCAGCGAAUCAUGACAAAACGCAACAAGAAGGCAGUUGACUACGCUCGCUUUAAAGCCAUCAUAGAGCGUGGUGAUACGCCGGACAAGAAAACGAAGGACCUGGCCGAUGCCUAUCUGGCACUGAACGAAACAUUGAUUGACGAGCUUCCGAAGCUUUUUAAGUUGACAAAGAAGAUGGUCGAUGCAGUUCUCCUAAACUUUGUAGAACUACAAGGUAUCUGGAUGAAUGAUUGGGCAUCAAAGAUAAAGAUGACCUUUCCAGAAUUCGCAACUCUGCCAGUAAAACUAGAAGAGGUUGUGAAAGAUUUCACAGUCGACUUCUCCUACAAUGAACAGAGCCUCAACCAUCUGGGGAUUUGUAAUGGAUCAAUGAAAGCAAAAUAUAUGUCAUUGGUCCCUAUCGCAUCACCCUCGAUGACCACAUUAUCUCUGGAUGCAUUUGACGAUGGAUCCAGUUAUCGGAGGCCUUCAACUGCAACUGAAGAAGCAACACGAGAUUCAUCUCCUGGAAUACGUGACAGGGCUAUGUCUCUUACUAACAACUCACCCACAGCAGGCUCAUUCUAUGAUAAACCUGAGCGGUUCUACGAGACUAAGCCAGAACGCCGAUAUAGCGGCGGAGGGUCAACUCUCUCGCCACUGGUAGCGAUGGGUACUCCGGGCUUAAACAUGAUACCUCAAGUGGCACAGAACCUGGCCCAGAAUAGUCGGAAUCGAGCUACCUCGGUUGCGCUUCCUCAUAGGAGCCCAUCUACAAGUAGCUUGAAAUUGAAUCCCCAGGUCCAAAGAUCAUUCUCGGAGAGGCAAACACCCACACGUGAUUUUGCCUCUCGACCAUCAUCUAGGACCUACUCCCUUGCUGAAACCAUAUUUGAUGGACCAGAAACCCAUGCAGCGUAUGCUUCUAGUGCUGCACUCGUCGACCCCCGUGUGGAAAGUCGGACUCCCUCGCGAACGAAUUCACCAGCUCCUAUUUUUUCUUCGGCGAUGCCCAUGGAUGACGACAGGGAUAUCAGGCGUGAUGACACACCCUCCGGAUCACCAAUGAUGCAAUCAAGACCGCCUUCAAGGGCCCCUUCCAUUGCAAGCUCAAUGCAUAGUCAAAGGAGAACCCUCACCUUGUCGGCGGAGGGAGGGGGAUUUCCGUAUUUGACUUAUGUCCAAGGCGAGAUCUUUGAUGUUGUUGGAACCAAGGGUGAAAUCUGGUUAGCCAAGAAUCAAGAUGAUAAGAAUGGGGAGCUUGGUUGGAUCUGGUGCAAGCACUUUGCGAAGCUAUAA
Molecule: messenger RNA, 5925 nt
Organism: Morchella importuna
Lineage: Eukaryota; Fungi; Ascomycota; Pezizomycetes; Pezizales; Morchellaceae
Exons: 7
Coding region: 1-5925 (1974 amino acids)
Biological process (GO): intracellular signal transduction
Cellular component (GO): cytoplasm
Molecular function (GO): guanyl-nucleotide exchange factor activity; protein binding
Source: RefSeq, a predicted model, not a curated record